Messenger RNA from Dentiscutata erythropus, 3321 nucleotides. The record is from the annotation of a GenBank genome assembly. Lineage: Eukaryota; Fungi; Glomeromycota; Glomeromycetes; Diversisporales; Gigasporaceae.
AUGCUCGAAAAGUAUCCUUAUAGGUACAAAAGUCAUAUAGAACAUUUAACAAGAGAUUCAACUUUCUCUAGCGUAAGUUCAACUGACGCAACAUUAGUCGACGAAGCUACUUCUUCUCAUGGAAAAAAUACCAUAUCAUCUAUAUCAUCAGACACAUCCUCCAAUUUUCAACAUCGUCAACAUGUUAAUUUCGCUAGUUUCGAAAAAGUAGUUGAUGAGAAAAAUAAUUUAUAUCAGGAUAGUCCGAUAAUAUGCAUAAAUGACACACCGACUUCGAAUUAUGAUGAACCACAAAUAAGUAUGGAUCCAAAGAAAUCGAUUUACACACCGGUCCAAAAACCUCUACCGGCCACCACCAAACCCUCUUUUUUUCACAUUUUUCAAUUCGCAUCAAUAUUCGAUUUCUUUCUUAUGGCUUUAGCUAUCUUUUUCAGUCUGCUGCGCGGGUUAAUAGUUCCAUUAAUGACUAUUUUAUUGGGAAAUAUCUUUAAUUCAUUCACCGAACAACAACUCGGAACAAUAACAAAUCAAAUCUUUAUUCAGCAAAUUAAUGUUUCAGUAUUGGAAUUCACUUCACUUGGAGUUUGUGCUUUCAUUUUUACUGCUUUAAUGACAGCUUUGUGGAGUUGGACUGCUGAACGACAAGGAAGGCGUAUGAAGGAUGUUUAUUUUAGAUCUUUAUUAAAAAUGCCAAUCGAUUAUUUUGAAGAUCCUGAGAUUACUUCUGGAGGUCUCUUAACUAAUACUGAAAAUAUUCAAAAUGCUAUAUCUGAUGACAUUGGUCAAGUUAUAGAAUACUCAGUGACAGCUAUGAGCUGCCUUGUCUUGGCAUUUACUAAAAAUGCUAUUCUAUCUCUUGUAAUAUUAGCUUCGAUGCCUUUAGUUUUUAUCACGUUGGCAUAUACUACAGCCAAAGCGAAUCCAUUAUUAUCUAAAGAACGUGAUAUAUUUAUGAAAGCUGGUAAUGUACUCGAAAAUAGUUUAUCAGCCAUCAAAACUAUUAAAUCAUUUAAUGGUGAAGCAAAAGAAGAAAAGAAACAUUUUGAUAAUCUACAAGAAGUAAAUAAUGUUUCGGCUAAUCUUGCUUGGAUUUACGCCAUAAGAGUAGGAAUGAUACAGUUUCUUAUACUUUCGUUAUUUGUUCAAGGAUUUUGGUUCGGUUCAAUAUUAGUAUCAGAGAAUAAACUUGCCCCGGGUGAUGUUUUAAGCAUUUUUUACGCCAGCUUGCUCGGUGCUAGUGUGCUUAAAGAAGUAUUACCCAAAUUGGCGUCGAUAGCGAAAGCGAAAGAUGCGGUUAAACAUAUAAACAUUUUAUUAGAAAAGGUGACUAUUAUAGAUUUGAGAGCAUUAAGAGGUUUUACAUUAACAGAGAUAAAAGGAGAUAUAGAAUUUAAUGACAUUAGCUUUUCAUAUCCUACUCGUCCUGAUACAUAUGUAUUGAAAAAUAUAAAUUUAACCAUUCCGGCUGGAAAAACAACUGUAUUAGUUGGGCAAAGUGGUUCUGGAAAAUCUACAAUAACUCAAUUAAUUCAACGAUUAUAUGAACCAAGUGAAGAUGAGGCAUCAAGUGCGCUUGAUGUGACUUCUGAUUCAAUGGUACAAAAAGCACUUCAAAACAGCCGUGUAGGUCGAACCACUAUUGUAGUUACUCAUCAACUAGCCAAUAUAGCAGAAACAGAUUUCGUUUAUGUGUUACAUGAAGGUGAAGUGGUCGAACAUGGUACUCCAGCUGAGCUUCUCAAAAAUUCUAAAGGACACUAUUCAAAACUAGUCGAAGAAUCGUUGGCAACACCUAAUCCUAAAAGACAGACUCCUCAAUUAGAUCUAAUUAACAUGAAGCUAAAACGAUCUGAUACAUUACCAAUUUAUAAAAAUAAAGAACAACAUUUGAACUAUCUUACCGCUGAGAAUAUACCAACAGGAUCACUUUUAAACCGUUCAGUAAGCAUGCGAACUUCACAAAGAGCAGGAUGGCGACAAUCUCUUUAUGAAGAAAGUCUUGAUACCAAUGUAAUGGAUGUUCUUAAUGAUACAGCUUUAGCGGCAAUUUCAAAACGUAAUGAAAACCGAAUUUCAUAUUUUGGUAUUCUAAGUUAUUAUGAACAAAUUGAUGAUGAAGGUAUAAUAGAAAUUUUGACUAGCUCUAAUAGCACUAAUGAUUCAACGAAUGAAAAAUCACGCAUAAGUUUUAAAAAAAUGAUUAUAGACACAAUGCAAAAUAGAAUUCUAUAUUCUCUUGGUCUAUUCGCUUCACUCAUCAAUGGAUUUGUUAUGCCAAUAUUUUCAUUCGUUCUUGCCAGUUUGCUUAACACUUUUGCAAUUCCAGACAAAUCAUUACUUCAACAAGAAGCCAAAAUGUAUGCGUUAAUCGUAUUAGGAAUAGCAAUUAUGAAUGGAAUUACUGCACAUGCUAAAUAUUAUUUACUUGAAAGAGCUUCGGAACAAUGGGCAAUUCGAUUACGUCAUUUAGGAUUUGGAAAAGUAUUACGGCAGCCUCAAUCUUGGUUCGAUGCACCAGAUCAUGCAGUUGGAAAAAUCGUGACAAUACUUGUUAAUGAUACUGAUACAACUAAAAAUUUAAUAGGACGCUUUAUAGGAAAUAUGACAUAUGGACUUGUCUCAUUACUUGGAGGGAUGAUUUGGGCCUUUGUUAUUGGAUGGCAAUUAACUUUAGUAGGAUUCGGACUGGUUCCGGUAUUACUUAUUGCAUCUGAAUUACAAGCUUAUGUUUUACAAAAAUAUGAAAAGAAACAAAAGGCCGCAAAUGAAGAAGCAGCAAACUUGUUUUAUCAAAUGGUUUCUAGCAUUAGAACAGUAUUUUCACUUGCUAUUGAAAGAGCAAUGCAAGAGAAAUUCCAAAUAGCACUUAAAGUUCCAUUUAAAAUUGGAGUUCGUAAAGCGUUCGUUUGUGGAUUUACAGCUGGACUUUUGGAAUCAUUUAGUUAUUUUUCAAAAGCAUUAACAUUUUGGUAUGGUGCACAACUAGUAUCUCAAGGGAUUUAUAAUCUAGAAAUGAUGCUGCAAGUUUGGACAUUAGUUAUAUUUUGCACUACUGCGGCUUCACAAAUGUUAGCUACUAUUCCAUAUUUCGCUAAGAGUAAACAAGCUGGAAAGUCAGUGGCAAGGAUACUUAGUUUAUCUGAGGAGGAUACAACGUCUGGUAAAAAACUUGAUGAUAUGCAAGGAAAAAUUGAAUUCAGAAACAUUCAUUUUUCAUAUCCUGGACGACCAGACGCAAAGAUAUUGGAUGGAUUAGAUUUAGAAUUAAACCCGGGAGAAUCUGUAGCAUUAGUUGGAAGAAGCGGAAAUGGAAAAUCCACA